CGACCACCCUAAUCGACAAAAAUGGCGUCUCGUCCUACCGUCACCAUCGCCGGCGCUGAUGGCAAGCCCACGGGGGCUACCUACCCCCUGCCGGCUGUUUUCGCCUCGCCCAUCCGUCUUGAUGUUGUCCAGCAGGUGCACACCGGUAUGGCCAAGAACAAGAGACAGCCCUACGCUGUGAGCGAGAAGGCUGGUGAACAGACCUCCGCUGAGUCCUGGGGUACCGGUCGCGCUGUCGCUCGUAUCCCCCGUGUCUCCGGUGGUGGUACUCACCGUGCUGGUCAGGCUGCUUUCGGUAACCAGUGCCGUUCCGGUCGUAUGUUCGCUCCUACCAAGGUCUGGCGCAAGUGGCACCAGAAGGUCAACGUUGGCCAGAGACGUUUCGCUACCGCCUCUGCCCUCGCUGCCUCCUCCGUCCCCGCCCUCCUGUUCGCCCGCGGUCACCGCGUCGCCAACGUCCCCGAGGUCCCCCUGGUCGUUGACUCCAAGACCUUCGAGAACGCCGCUCUCACCAAGACCAAGGCCGCCGUCGCCCUCCUCCAGGCCGUCGGUGCCGGCUCCGACCUCGUCAAGGUCCAGAAGUCCAAGAAGAUGCGCGCCGGUAAGGGUAAGCUGAGGAACCGUCGUUUCCGCCAGCGCCGCGGACCCCUGGUUGUGUACAACCCCGAGGUCGACGGCAAGGAGCUCGUCCGUGCCUUCCGCAACAUCCCCGGUGUUGAGACCUCCCCCGUCUUCUCCCUCAACCUCCUCCAGCUCGCCCCCGGUGGCCACCUCGGUCGCUUCAUCGUCUGGACCUCCUCCGCCUUCCAGGCCCUCGACCAGGUCUACGGCACCACCACCUCCCCCGCCGCCCUCAAGAAGGACUUCCUCCUCCCCUCCAACGUCGUCGCCAACGCCGACCUGGCCCGUCUCAUCAACUCCUCUGAGAUCCAGUCCGUGCUCCGCGCCCCCAAGGGCGAGGCCCGCACCAAGCGCGUCAACGUCCAGAAGAAGAACCCUCUCCGCAACAAGCAGGUCAUGCUCCGUCUCAACCCCUACGCUGCUGCUUUCUCCAAGGAGAAGCUCGGCCAGAAGACCGUUGAGGCUGAGAAGCCUGUCCGCGCUUGCAAGGAGUUCCUCAACACCCUCCGUGAGGACUAGAUGUUGGGCUUGGGCUUGGACUUGGGUCAACGGGUAUGAUAUGAGUUUGUUUAAUUCGGUUUAAAAGUAGCCAAUGAGGUUCAUCCAAAAUUUGUCUUCUCUCUCUCUCUGUAGUCGGUAAAUAGUUGUGUGUCUGCCAAUUUUUUACCAUCUACAGCUGGC
Aspergillus heteromorphus CBS 117.55 is the source of this 1302-nucleotide messenger RNA. RefSeq names its product 60S ribosomal protein uL4. The transcript is spliced from 4 exons. Lineage: Eukaryota; Fungi; Ascomycota; Eurotiomycetes; Eurotiales; Aspergillaceae. The record is from RefSeq and is a predicted model, not a curated record. Gene Ontology annotation, biological process: translation. The coding region runs from base 22 to 1140 and encodes 372 amino acids. Gene Ontology annotation, molecular function: structural constituent of ribosome; RNA binding. Gene Ontology annotation, cellular component: ribosome; cytosolic large ribosomal subunit.